UCUGUCCUGUCUGAGAUCCCUCAUCUUUCCAUAAUGAGCCUUAGUUAAUUAGUUAAUUAUUAACUCCUGGAAAUGUAAAGGCCUUAGAAAAUUCAGUAGAACAGCAGAGUCUGAGUGGGAAUCGUUUCUCUUCUGCAGCAGCUGCCAUGGCCAAACUAGUGGAAUGUGUCCCAAAUUUUUCAGAGGGGAAAAGCAAAGAGGUCAUUGAUGCUUUGGCUGCAGCAAUUUCUCAGACUGAGGGCUGUCGUCUGCUUGAUGUGGAUCCUGGACCUUCCACCAAUCGCACUGUCUUCACUUUUGUUGGGUCUCCAGAGGCUGUUAUUGAUGGAGCCCUGAGUGCUGCGAGGGUGGCUUACCAGCUGAUAGACAUGAGCAAGCACAAAGGAGAGCACCCUCGUAUGGGUGCACUAGACGUUUGCCCCUUUAUUCCAGUUCGAAAUGUGACAAUGGAAGAGUGUGUGAACUGUGCCAAUCGCUUUGCAGAGAGAUUGACAAAGGAGCUGAAAGUUCCCGUGUAUCUUUAUGGAGAAGCAGCUCGGAGUGAGAGCCGCAGGUCUCUACCUGCUGUGCGUGCUGGAGAGUAUGAAGCGCUACCUACCAAGCUGCAGACACCUGAGUGGGCUCCAGACUAUGGGGCCCCUGUUUUUGUCCCCAAUUGGGGGGCAACAGUGAGUGGUGCACGUAAGUUCCUGAUAGCGUAUAAUGUCAAUCUGCUGAGUACCAAGGAACUCGCUCAUCGCAUCGCCCUAAAUGUUAGGGAGGGAGGCCGAGGGCAAGGACAGCCUGGUCGUCUUAAGAAGGUCCAGGCUCUUGGAUGGUUUUUACAGGAGGAAAAUUUGGCCCAGGUCUCUGCAAAUCUGUUGGAUUAUGAAGUGACCCCUCUUCAUAUGGUAUAUGAAGAAGUGCGCACAGAUGCCAAGGAGAUGAAACUUCCUGUACUUGGCUCCCAGUUGGUGGGUCUUAUCCCCCUUCAAGCGCUACUGGAUUCAGCAGAGUAUUAUAUAAAGAAGGAAAAUCUGUUUGUAUUAGAAGAGGAGCACAAAAUUCGACUGGUCAUUAACCGGCUUGGCUUGGACUCUCUGGCUCCAUUUGAACCUCGGAAAAGAAUCAUUGAGUACCUGGUGGAGGAUGACCAGCCUGAGAAGACUCUUGUGAUGCAGACCUUGCGAAGUUUUGUGCGCAGUGUAGGCACUCGAUCUGCCACGCCUGGGGGUGGAUCUGUGUCUGCAGCUGUAUCUGCAAUGGGUGCUGCACUAGGCUGCAUGGUGGGCCAGAUGACUUAUGGAAAGCGCCAGUUUGAGUCUUUGGAUGGGGUCAUGCGACAGUUAAUUCCUCCUUUUCAUCAUACAGCAGAGCAGCUGCUUUCUAUGGUGGAUUCUGACUCAAGAGCAUUUGAAAGCUACAUGGCUGCUCUAAAGCUCCCGAAAGACACUGCAGAAAAGCAAGAAAAACGCAAUUUAGCUCUGCAGGAGGGUCUCAAAGAAGCCGUUGGGGUGCCACUGAGUCUGGCUGAAAAAGUGAACACGUUGUGGAGUCCUAUGCUGGAGCUGUCUAAACAUGGAAACAUUGCAUGUAACUCAGAUAUUCAGGUGGCUGCAAAAGCAUUAGAAACUGGAGUGUUUGGAGCAUAUUUUAAUGUCCUGAUCAAUCUGAAGGAGAUAAAGGAUGAGACCUUCAGGAAGCAGACUCAAGAGCACGUUUCUUGCCUGUUGGAUGAAGCCAAGAGAAGUGCAGAGGCCGUGCUGCAAGUGUGUGAGGGACGAAAGUGACUGUGUCAAAUCUGUCAACAAGAUGUCAAUAAUAAAAAUAUUGCUGCACUCA
Bombina bombina (fire-bellied toad) is the source of this 1821-nucleotide messenger RNA. It is a transcript of the gene FTCD, whose product is annotated as formimidoyltransferase cyclodeaminase. Gene Ontology annotation, molecular function: transferase activity; folic acid binding. Bases 147 to 1769 code for a protein of 540 amino acids. NCBI's taxonomy places the organism in Eukaryota, Metazoa, Chordata, Amphibia, Anura, Bombinatoridae. The transcript is spliced from 14 exons. The record is from RefSeq and is a predicted model, not a curated record.